Messenger RNA from Cyphomyrmex costatus, 3081 nucleotides. RefSeq lists its product as uncharacterized. Gene Ontology annotation, molecular function: nucleic acid binding; RNA-DNA hybrid ribonuclease activity. NCBI's taxonomy places the organism in Eukaryota, Metazoa, Arthropoda, Insecta, Hymenoptera, Formicidae. The record is from RefSeq and is a predicted model, not a curated record. The coding region runs from base 1 to 3081 and encodes 1026 amino acids. The transcript has a single exon.
AUGGUUGGAGGUUCAAAGAUAUCUUCUCACCAAUGCCAAUUCUAUCAAAGCGUCAUGGACAUCGAUCCGGAUGAUCCUGUUACGCAAUAUAACAUCUUCAUGGAGUCAAUAUCCAGGAGCUACGAAGCCUUUUCUCCUACUAAGCCGCCCCCUUCAUCUAAAAAUUCUCGUGCGGCCUUCACCAAAAAGGGUCCUCCGCCGUCCCCGUGGUGGACACCAGAAUGCUCCGUGGCCAUAGAUCAACGUCGAGAAGCCUUAAAAACAUUCAGACAUAAUCCCUCUUGGGAUAACUAUGUUUAUUACCGCUCUGUUAUGACUCAGACCCGCAAACUGCUCAAAAAGGCUAAGCGCUCUGGUUGGAAAAUGUUCUGCGACUCUCUCGAUAUGAAGACUCCGACCGCGGAUAUCUGGCGUAUGCUCAAGCGUUUUCGCAAUCGCCGUCUCAUUGCGGCAAACUCACAGGCGCACAACAGAUUUGUGGACCGAUCGGUCACGAUCCAAGAGACUAUCGCGAAACUUUGUCCUCCUUUCGUGCCCCCUUCGCCUCCCAUAAUUUCUGAAGUCUACUCCGGCGCUCUUGCAUGGCUGGAUGUUCCUUUCACUAUAGAGGAAUUAUCUGCAGCUCUCCAAUCGGUUAAAUGUUCCUCUAGUCCGGGAUUGGAUCGAGUCGACUAUCGUCUGAUUAAGGCUCUUCCCGUUGAAUUAAUGCAAACUCUUCUCUAUAUCUUCAAUAAUCUUUUUCGCUGUUCUAUUUUCCCCUCUCAAUGGUCUCACUCUCUUAUUCAUUUACUUCCUAAACCUAACAACAGUGGUGUCCGGCCCAUUUCGCUCACCUCCUGUCUGCUCAAAGUUAUGGAACGGAUGAUCUUGAAUCGCCUCUAUUGGCUCGUGGAAUCCCCUCUAUCGGAUAUUCUUCCGAAUAACCAAUUUGGCUUCCGGAAAUUCCGCUCUUGCCAAGACAAUCUUACAGCACUCGUCGCCUCCAUUCACGCGGGCUUCCUAACUAAACAAAACACAGUUGCGGUAUUUGUGGAUAUCAAGUCUGCUUUUGAUAAUGUUUUACCACACAUCCUUAUUCAAGACCUUCUAGAUUUAGACUUCCCUCCUCUUCUGAUCUCUUUCAUUCAUAACCUCAUCUCCGAACGUACGGUACAAUUUAUCAAUCAGGGUACCAUCUCCGAACCUCUUACUUCUUUCAAAGGCACCCCUCAGUGCUCUGUCCUUAGUCCUACGCUUUUUAAUUUCUACUUAAGGAAAAUCAACGAUUCGCUUCACCCCUGCACAGAACUCCUUCAAUUUGCGGAUGAUAUUGUUAUCUUCUCAUCACACAAAGAUAUCAUGUCUGCUAUUCAUUCUGUUGAACAGUCCCUUCGGGGAUUAGAUGUAUUCUUGCGCGAUCUGGGUCUGGAUAUAUCUUUGAGCAAAACGCAAUUUAUGAUUUUUUCUAAUAGUAGAUCUCUUAAUUAUAGGAACCUUUAUCUAACGUUUCAAGACCAACAUAUCUAUCCUUCCAACGUAGUACGCUUCCUGGGUGUCCUGUUGGACCCCACGCUAUCUGGCAAGGCCCAUAUGACUGCAGUGAUAGACAAAGGUAAACGCAUUCUCCAAAUAAUCCGCGCUCUUAGGGGUACUUGGUGGGGAGCUCAUCCGCACCUGCUCCUCAACGUUCAUAGAUCCAUGCUGCGCGCGUCGGUAGAAUAUGCUGCACAAAUCUUCGGCAUGAACCACAACCCUCGUUCCCGGGCUCUCCAAGUUAUCCAAAACCAAGCCCUCCGUCUAUGUUUUGGAUACCGUAUCUCCACUCCGCUCAACGUCAUCUACGCCGAAACAGUGGAGCUCACGCUGUCCUUUAGGUUUCGUCUUCUCACUUCUCGAUACUUCUUAAAGAUUUCAUCUGUGCGCGGGCAUAUCACGGUGGAAAAGCUGCACCUACUUUGCGAUACGGCUAGAGCCACCUCUAGGUUGGAUUACUUACAUAAGCACUUCCCUGCUGCAAACCGGUUUUUACACAUCUGGUACUAUUACAACUCUUUCGUUGACCGCUCUUACACGCUUCCCUCCUUCCGCCAUUCCUUUCGUUCUACCAUCACCACUAUCUCCUAUUCCUCGCUCUCUCUCCCCCCUGCUGAUAUCGCUCUUUCAAAUUCUAGUCCGAGUGCUCAAUCAUUCUUUGAAAAUGAAUUUCAUCACCUCUUAGUGCACUCUACCAUAUUCUAUACGGAUGGAUCUAAAACGGACCACAGUACUCAUGUGGGAGCGGCGGUUUUCUCGCCACAGUUGCCGGCUGAGCUUAUGUAUAGACUUCCCGCGUACACGUCGAUCUUUUCGACAGAAGCCUAUGCAAUAUACAAUGCUAUUAUGAUUUCUAUUGAUAUGAAUCUUCAGAACGUUACUAUUGUUUCAGACUCUAUGAGUGUUUUGCAGUCUCUUAGCGGACAUUGUAACCCCACGAAUAACUACCUUAUUCCGCUUAUUAAAUCUGUUCUUGAAAUGGCUCACUCUAAGGGUACUAACAUUCAGUUUAUUUGGGUUCCUUCUCACAGCGGUAUUACUGGUAACGAAAAGGCUGACCAGCUCGCCAAGCGGGCUAUUCGUAAGGGCAUAGAACCCAACUUUAAAGUUCCUUACUCAGACAUUUGUGCGGUCAUUAAUCACAAAAUCACGGAAAGCUUCUACCAACACUUAAUAUCGCAGGCUGAUUUUAAAGGGUCGUAUUUUUUCUCUCACAUUUUUAAAAGAUCCGCCAAACCUUGGUACUUCCGCUUAAAGACUUCUAGAGACGCUAUUGUUAUGAUCAACCGCCUACGCUCUGACCAUUAUAAUCUCAAUCAUAGCCUUUCCCGCAAAAACUUGUUCGAAAACCCCUCAUGCCCUUGUGGCGACCCUAAGCAGGACAUCCUCCACUUGAUAUACGAAUGUCCAUAUUCCAGGGACGCGGCCCGUUUUUUGCGACGCUUGAUCGACCGCGUCGCGACUACCAAUGAUAACCUCACGAAAUUUUCACAUGUUAUUGCUAAGCCUACUGCAAAGCUCUGUAGACUAAUCCUAAGCUUUAGUAAAGCAUGCGGCAGACAGUUUUAA